GUUUCAGGCACAGCAUAGCAAUUAGUAGUGUCCACUCUCAAUAUAAAAACCCUCUAACCGAGACCCUGCAAGGGAAGAAGGAAAAACUGCGGUUGUCUGGUCCCAGCUGAUCUGCUCUGCUGCUCUACCGUGCGGUCUCAUUGGAAAAUGGCGUCUCUACUUCAGCGUUCUUUUCCUCGUACACCUUCUCCACUUUCCACAGGUAUAUAUGCCACUUCUCCAGGCUCAUUUUUUUUUCUUUUUUUUUGGUGAAGAAACCCAAUGCUGGGUAUAUUGUUUGUGCGUUGUACGCAUAAUUUGUGUCUUUUUGGCAGGAGAAAGAAUCCGGAGAGGCCAUACUGGGGCUAAUUACAAAACUAAUAACCCAUGGAAUUCCAUUUACCAGUUUUCUCGGCCGCACACUGUCAUAGGCACAGUGUUCAGCAUCAUCUCUGUUUCUCUUCUUGCGGUAGAGAAGAUGUCCGAUUUAAAUCCCUUGUUCUUCACUACAUUAUUGCAGGCGGUUAUUGCUGCCCUCCUGAUGAAUACAUAUGUCGUUGGUUUGAAUCAAUUGACCGACAUUGACAUAGACAAGGUCAAUAAGCCCUAUCUUCCAUUGGCAUCGGGAGAAUACUCUGUUGGAACUGGUGCCAUGAUCGUUACAUCUUCUUUGAUUAUGAGCUUUUGGCUCGGAUGGGUUGUUGGUUCAUGGCCCUUGUUCGUGGCCCUUUUCGUUCAUUUUGUGCUCGGCACAGCUUAUUCAAUCAAUUUUCCACUACUGAGAUGGAAAAGAUCUCCAGUUGCCGCUGCAAUGUGCAUUCUAAUUGUUCGGGCCCUGAGCAACCCAACAGCAUAUUUCCUGAACAUGCAGAUUCACGUGUACGAGAGACCAGUUGUCUUUCCGCGCUCGUUGAUAUUGGCCACUGCAGUCAUGACCUUCUUCUCUAUUGUUAUCGCAUUAUUUAAGGAUAUCCCCGACAUUGAUGGAGAUAAAUUAUUCGGAAUCCAGUCUUUCACUGUACGUAUGGGGCAAAAGCGGGUGUUUUGGAUAUGCAUAUCACUCCUCGAAAUGGCUUAUGUUGUUGCCAUUCUUGUAGGGUCAAUAUCUCCCGGUCUUUGGAACAAAGUUAUCACGGUUUUGGGUCAUGCUGUAUUGGCCACCACACUGUGGGCACGGGCCAAGUCUCUAGAUCUCAAGAGCAAGGCCGCAAUAACUUCCUUCUACAUGUUUAUUUGGAAGUUAUUUUAUGCAGAGUACUUGUUGAUACCGUUUGUCAGGUGAGUAAGAAGGAUCAGAACAUUCAUUCUAGAACCAUGUCAAAUUCAGAAAUGUGGUCCAAAGAAAGCGCGUGCGUGUGUGUAUGGAGAACACAUGUUUCAUGUUUUUUCUUAACUAUCUUUCUUUUGCUGAAAUGUGGUCCAAAGAAAGCGCGUGCGUGUGUGUAUGGAGAACACAUGUUUCAUCUUUUUUCUUAACUUUCUUUCUUUUGCUGAUGACAUAUUUCAUCUCGUUGAAGAUGCACGGUACAAUUUUCUAUUGUGAAAUUUCAGUCAAGGGAAGUUUAAAUUGAACUUACGGUGAAAUAGUUAUCCUGAAGAUGCGAACAAACUAUCUUGCUUUGCAAAUCGAAUCCUCUCCUUGAACCGAAAUCAAGCUUUAAUGCAUCAAUCCAGCCCUUGAAAAACACCGUAAAUUCUAUGAUUGGUAUUAUUUGUUAGUUGCUUCUAAUUGAUGUACAGUAUAUUCCUACUGAAGUGCCGAUUUAUACUUUUACCUGCUUAUCAAAGAAU
Messenger RNA from Punica granatum (pomegranate), 1770 nucleotides. NCBI's taxonomy places the organism in Eukaryota, Viridiplantae, Streptophyta, Magnoliopsida, Myrtales, Lythraceae. The record is from RefSeq and is a predicted model, not a curated record.